Messenger RNA from Helicoverpa armigera (cotton bollworm), 2771 nucleotides. RefSeq names its product protein SHQ1 homolog. The record is from RefSeq and is a predicted model, not a curated record. Bases 172 to 1569 code for a protein of 465 amino acids. Gene Ontology annotation, cellular component: cytoplasm; nucleoplasm. Gene Ontology annotation, biological process: box H/ACA snoRNP assembly. Lineage: Eukaryota; Metazoa; Arthropoda; Insecta; Lepidoptera; Noctuidae. The transcript has a single exon.
UUGUCAACGUCAAGUUUCAUUCAAUCAAUUCGGGUUUGUUCUGCGGUGUGUUGGGAUAAUUUGCGGAUUGUGUUUUUAAAUUGGUGAAUGGAUAAUUCUUAAAGAAGUCAUUUCGUAACGUUUGUUUAAUUUACAAUUAUAUAUGAAUACUUCUAGAACAGUGAAACCAAAAUGUUAACACCGCGUUUCAAGUUAACUCAGGACGAUAAUCACAUCUACAUAAAUGUGCACGCGCCAUAUACAAACAUUGGUGAUACGGAAAUAGACGUCGAUGGUGAGAAUUUUCUGUUUGUAUCUAGCCCGUACUUCUUGCGACUGCGCCUGCCAGCCAGAAUAGUCGAUAAUGACAGCUCUAAGGGCUCCUACAUUUGCGAUUCCGGUGACUUCAAUUUAACCUUCGACAAAGAGGUUCCAGGCCAACAUUUUGAAAAUCUAGACAUGAUCACUAGUCUAUUAGCUCCUAGGGAUAUACCUGACAUAAACCCCAAUCUAGUGGAAAUGUUAGAAGAAGAUGGUAUCACUAUAGAAAAUGAUAGCAAAGAUGAUGAUUACAGUAACAAAUAUAGUUAUGGAUUUGCAAACAAAAUAACGACUGAAUUCAGUAACAUCGGUGUUGAGUUCCCUCAAAUUUUUGAACUGAGAGUCCCUGAAAUGGUGUCAAUUGAAGAACGACAGAGUAAGAGAAUACGAUACGAAAAUGACAAAUUUUCAUCAGAUCACUACCUGGCAGAUUUUUAUGAUGAAGAACUUCUUGAACCUUUUGUUACGGCCGUAGCUCCUUGGAGCAAUACAAAUUCACUUAAAGAACCUGAAUUCUCUGAAGAAGAAGUGGGUGUGCUCAAAGAACUACCAAAUAAGCAGUUUUUACUCAGUAAGAAUGAAUAUAAGCAGGUCCUAUAUGGUCUGGUAGAUAUUCUCUAUGGAUACUGCUAUGAUAAACGAACAACAUUAAAUGAAAGCACUGUGGAAUCAGGUUGGACUAUAAAUAAACUGUCAUCAACGCUAAGUUGGUUCUGCACAUUUACAGAUAUGAAACAAGUCCUCGUCGCUUGUUACAGACGAGCUUUGAUCUAUCCAAUAUUUAGAAACUUUGACUUAUGCAAUAAAGUCAAAAAUGAUCUUGUCAGUCUCUUCAGAAAGGGCAAGAAAUUUGUGGUGAAAUGUGUUAUAGAAAUACAUCAAAUGUUCAAUGCCAGUAAUGAUGCUAGAUAUAUUCUGAAUCAGUUGUACAUCAAGGAUUAUUUAGUAUUCCUACAGAAAUGUAGAAACGAGGAGCUUGACGAGCUCUACAAUAAUAUUGCUAAUAUUGAAAUAACCAAAAGUGAUUUAGAAUUAGACAUUGAAGAAUUAGAAGCAGCUGCGGAGCUAGUCAAGCAAGAGGAAGUUGACAAUAUAAUGGAGAAUGAAGUAGCAGUUAAAAUGGCAUCCAUGUCUUUAUUAAGUGGGUUACAUAGAACAAAUUCGGCAUACAUUGAUGAUGAAAGUGAUGAUGAAACCGAUUCCUCGGAUAGCAGCGAUUCAUCCGAUGACUCAUCUGAUGACCUUGACUCUGAUGAUGACCCAUCCUGACAGUUGCGUGGCUCCUAGGAGUUAACCAGUAAAGGCUUGUGAAUGAUCUGACGUAAUCACUGAUAGUGUAAGACAUUCGGCUGAUUUAAAUGAUCAGGCGAUGUAUAUUGUAGCCACUUCAUAAAAUUCUUGAUAACUUCAUGAAAUGGCUGCGUUUCAUGGCAACCUGACUGCUGUUCUUGGUUUCCGUUAAUAUCAUAAUAUUUUAUGAAAUUUGAAUCAUUUUAUGAAGUGUGCUAUGAUACGACUACUUCAAGUAGAUACAAUAUAUGAAUUGAAAUGUCUUAGAUCUGAAUCAAGCUUUUUCUCAAACAAUAAGUGUGUACAUAAGAAAAGACAAUUUAAGUAACAGUAUAUCCAACUUUCAGUAGCUUGCCUAUGUAAUAAAAUUUGUAUUAUACAAAAAUAUACAUAAAAUUAUAGAACAAUGUAAUACAUAAUAAAUAGUAGAGAAUAGGGUAGUUUCCUAAAAAAUAAUAAUUAGUCCGUCUUGUAGAUUGUCCAAAAUUAAGCGAUACGUAUUUUUUCUUUUUUAAAUUGGAUCAGAACUUGUUAAGAUAUAGCGUGUUAAAGUUGAGUGUGACGUCACAAGUUGCUACAAUUUUCAGGACACUGUGACGUAAAAGGCCCCCACUCCUAAUUUUUGAAGCGUAUUAUCUUUGUCAUUUUAUGUUUAAUUAAAAAAAGAAAAAAUACGUAUCCAAUAUUUUUUGAUUAUCUAAAAAGCGGACUAAAUAUUAUUUCAUUAUUUCGACCCUGGACACUACCCUAUUGAUAUUUCACUAAACUAGCUGUAUUAUAAUUAUGAUAAUAAUGCCUCUUAUCACAUAAACAGUAUGUUACACCACUAUGUAUACAGUAGUAUGUGAUUAUAAUGAAAAAUAAAAAUAAGCCGAUUUAAUAUCAUUCCUUAAAAAUAGGCUAAUAAUCUUAAAACUUAAUAAAGAUACUCCUAGUAAAAAAAAAAUAAUUUGCAAUAAUUACCUACGUGCAACUGAAUUGUUUAUUUAGUGGAUGGUUUGUGUGAAGUUUGCACAAAAGCGGUAGAGCAGUUGUUCAUUUAUAGGUAGCGAAGCAUGUUCCAUACUUAUAAUUUCUUUAGGUAAAUUCCUGACUGGGACUAGCCUUUUCACCACUUAUACAGCUGUAUAAAUAAAGGAAAUUGUAAUAAAUAAUAAACAAUUAUGUAAGUUCAAACUUGA